Camellia sinensis is the source of this 1516-nucleotide messenger RNA. RefSeq lists its product as uncharacterized. NCBI's taxonomy places the organism in Eukaryota, Viridiplantae, Streptophyta, Magnoliopsida, Ericales, Theaceae. The record is from RefSeq and is a predicted model, not a curated record.
AUCUGUAUCACGGCAACCGACCCUCUCUCUCUCUCUCUCUCUCUAUAUAUAUAUAUAUAUAUAUUUCAGGUACUCGAAACCCUACCUCAUCAGAACCCUAAUUCCCUUCUUAUAUAGCGUGAAUUCUCACUAAUUUGAUCAAACCUCUGAUCUGUCAAACGUUUCUAGUCCUGUAAAUUACAUACCAAUUUUUUAAAUUCGCACAAAAAACAGAGAGAAGAGCAAAAUCGAAGUCUCUAUAACAAUCCUUGGCAUAAAUGUUAUCAGUGUUCGGAGAGGGUCAGGUUUUGAAAGACAUUUUCUGGGUUUUUGUGACGUGUUUGGAAGUGAAAGAGAAAUGGUGGGUGGUGGAAAUAGGAGGGAUGAAGGGUCGUUGAUGAUUAACAAUACCAACGUGUUUGCAGCGCUUGGGAAGAAGAAGAAGUCUGAUAAGGAUCGUGGGUCUUCGAAGAGUAAGGGUUCUUCGAAAUCAAAAUCGAAAGAGUCUGAGCCACAGGUUUUCUGGGCUCCAGCACCAUUGACAGUGAAAUCGUGGGCAGAUGUUGAUGAUGAGGAUGAUGAUGAUUACUAUGCCACCACUGCACCGCCUCAGUCGGUUUGGGGUUCGUCGGAAUCUCAAGAGACUAAGGACAAUCAAGCACAUGUUGAGGAAAGUGAAAGUGAAGAAGACAUUCUUGAUGAGGGUGAUGAGGAGGCAGAUGAAGAGCAUGACCAAGAACCAGAAGGCCCAGUACAACCCAAGCCUGUGGUGAAUAAGGCCUCUGAAGUUUCUUCAGCACCUAAAGAGGCAGAAAGGCAGCUUUCUAAGAAGGAAAAGAAGAAAAAGGAGCUUGCAGAACUCGAGGCUCUUUUGGCCGAUUUUGGAGUUUCCCCAAAUGUGGAUAAUGCCCAAGAUGAGUCGCGAGAUGUGAAAGAGAAGAAAGAUGGAGACACAAAUGGAGUAGGAGCUGGUGAAAAGAAUGAGAAUGUACCUUCAGAGUCCAAAAGUGCAAAGAAAAAGAAAAAGAAGGAUAAAUCUUCCAAGGAGGUCACGGAACUGCAAGAUCAAGCCAACAGCUCGGACGUCACCAAUGGACCGGAGGAAACUGCUGGGACCGAACAGGGAGCAGAAGAAGAUGCAUCUGCUGUUGAUGUAAAAGAGCGGCUAAAGAAGAUUGCUGCUGCAAAGAAGAAGAAAUCCAAUAAAGAGUUGGACGGUGCCGCCAAAGCUGCUGCCACAGAGGCUGCUGCAAGAAGUGCAAGACUUGCUGCUGCGAAAAAGAAAGAGAAGAAUCACUAUAACCAGCAGCCGGCACGUUAAGAGCCCUUUCUGUUUGACAUUGAUACGAGGAUACCUUUGGUUGUUCAUUUGCCAACGCAGAAUAAUCAGAGCGGGCUGUGGGUGGUGCUGAUUUGAAGACAGAUGACCUUUUGUAGUUUUUCCAUGGGUGUAGUGUUUCAUAAAAACAGAAAACUCAAUGCAAAAUUUUUAUCAAGAGAAUUUCAAAUCAAAAGCCCUUUCAGAAAGGUUAUGUAA